CGCAAAUCAAUGCCGUUUUCUCUGCUAAAAAAUUGGUAAAAGGUAGAUAGAAUGAAACUCACAACAAUUUAUUGCUCAUUUCAUGGUAUACGGAAUUUGGUUUCAUGCCCAAGUAAGCAUGCUUUUGGUUUCCAAUUUAGAUGCUGGAGGUCGGCGGCAGAAGGUGAUAUUGUGCAUUUUAGGACAGAAGAUAUUGAUAAUGACUAUUUAUUAGAAACUCGCACGAUUUCCUCGCGCGGGCACCUUAGGCGGGCUCUUUCUCUGUUCUACUCCUCGAGACAACCUCAUUCCCACCAGACCUAUGCGUAUCUCUUUCAUGUUUGUGCACGCCUCCGCUGCCUCCAAGAAGGCGUGGGGCUGCACCGUUACAUGUUGUCUCAAAAUCCCAUGGUCUCAUUUGAUCUCUUUGUUACCAAUCAUCUUAUCAACAUGUAUUGUAAAUGUGGUCACUUAGACUAUGCCAACCAAUUAUUUAAUGAGAUGCCUAGGAGAAACCAUGUCUCUUGGACUGUGCUUAUAUCCGGACUUUCUCAGUAUGGUCAUGUGGACGAGUGCUUCUAUAUAUUUUCGAGAAUGUUGGUAGAUCAGAGGCCCAAUGAGUUUACAGUUGCAAGUCUGCUUACCUCAUUUGGUGAGCACGACGGUGAACGUGGGCGGCAGAUACACGGAUUUGCCUUGAAAAGGUCUUUAGAUGCCUCUGUUUAUGUUGCAAAUGCUCUUAUUACCAUGUAUAGCAAGAGUUACUCUGAAGAUGGUACUUUUAAUGAUGGUAAAGAUGAUGCAUGGACUAUGUUCAAGAGCAUAGAAAAUCCCAGCCUUAUAACGUGGAACUCGAUGAUUGCAGGGUUUUGUUUCCGAAAACUUGGAUACCAGGCUAUCUAUUUAUUUAUGCAAAUGAAUCGUCAUGGAAUUGGGUUUGAUCGUGCAACACUUUUAAGCACUUUGUCUUCCACACGUUUCUGCAACAGGGAUGAAUUUGGGUGGAGAUUGGGCUUUUGUCAUCAGAUACACUGUCAAGCGUUAAAAACUGCUUUCACUUCUGAAAUUGAAAUAAUUACUGCAUUAGUGAAAACUUAUGCAGAACUUGGAGGGAAUAUUGCGGAUAGUUAUAAACUUUUUGUUGAAGCUGGAUAUAAUCGGGAUAUAGUUUUAUGGACCAGCAUUAUGGCAGCUUUUAUAGACCAUGACCCUGGGAAAACUCUUUCCCUAUUUUGUCAGUUCCGACAAGAAGGUUUAACUCCAGAUGGACACACCUUUUCAGUUGUAUUGAAGGCUUGUGCUGGAUUUCUAACCGAGAAGCAUGCCUCAAUAUAUCAUUCACUGCUAAUUAAAUCUAUGUCUGAGGAUGACACUGUCCUUAACAAUGCCUUGAUUCAUGCUUAUGGGAGAUGUGGUUCAAUUUCUUCCUCUAAGAAAGUGUUCAAUCAAAUGAAACAUCAUGAUUUGGUUUCUUGGAACACAAUGAUGAAAGCCUAUGCUCUCCAUGGUCAAGCUGAAAUUGCAUUGCAGCUUUUUACAAAGAUGAAUGUGCCACCUGAUGCUACUACAUUUGUCUCUCUUCUUUCAGCAUGUAGCCAUGCUGGGCUCGUGGAAGAAGGGACCAGCCUUUUCAAUUCAAUUACAAAUUAUGGUAUCGUUUGUCAACUAGAUCACUAUGCUUGCAUGGUUGACAUUUUGGGGAGAUCUGGUCGAGUUCAAGAGGCUCAUGAUUUUAUAAGUAAGAUGCCUAUAGAACCUGAUUUUGUUGUUUGGAGUUCAUUCCUGGGAUCAUGUAGGAAGUACGGUGCAAUAGGAUUGGCCAAAUUAGCAUCUUGUAAAUUGAAGGAGUUAGAUCCUAGCAACUCCUUAGCUUAUGUGCAAAUGUCAAAUCUAUAUUGCUUCAAUGGCAGUUUUUAUGAAGCAGACUUAAUUAGGACGGAAAUGACAGGGUCUAGAGUGAGAAAGGAACCCGGAUUAAGUUGGGUAGAAAUAGAAAAUCAAGUGCACGAGUUUGCAUCUGGAGGACGCUGUCAUCCACAGAGGGAGGUCAUAUGCAAUGAGCUUGAAGAAUUAAUUGGGAGGUUAAAGGAGAUUGGUUAUGUGCCCGAGACAAGGUUAGCAUUUUAUGACGUGGAACAAGAGCAAAAAGAGGAGCAACUAUAUCAUCAUAGCGAGAAGUUGGCUUUGGUUUUUUCUGUAAUGAAUGAUUAUAACUUGGGUUGUGUCAAUAAUCCUAUAAGAAUUAUGAAAAACAUCCGAAUUUGUGUAGAUUGUCAUAAUUUCAUGAAGUUAGCUUCAAGGCUACUUCAGAAGGAGAUUGUCAUUAGAGACUCUAAUCGGUUUCAUCAUUUCAUGGCUGGUUUAUGCUCGUGCAAUGACUACUGGUAAUCAAUCGGCAUCAAGCAUUCAAGUACCUGAGUUUCCACUGCAAUCAUCCAUAGUUUGUAACCUCCAAUAUGAACAGGAUAAAGUUGUUUUCAGUAACAUUGCCACUUAUAUCAAUAAUCUCUCAGUUCCUAACUGAUUAUAAAAUUUUAGGAGGUGAAGACGUGGUUGGUCCUGGUUUCUACUUCUUGUUGAAGUAUGGUACCACAGCUUCUUAAGGACACACAAAAGUUUUGAUGCCCCAUGAAGGUUGCAGUCACAGUACCAAAUUGAACUGCAAAUGAUACUAUAAGCGGGUGAUGUCGUAAUGGUACCUGACUGUUUUUUAUCUACAAGAUGAUACUCCUUUUCAAGCUCAACCUUAGAUGAUUUACUCCUCCAUGGAGAGGCCGACGUUUUCUGACUCAAGUAUUGAUCCUUGUCCAAUAUCAGAAAAAAGAAAAAACCAUACCCUGCAGCUUGUUAUCAUUACCAAGAAAAAAGAAGAAAUAAACUCUCUCUCUCUCUCUAAAAAAUAAAAAAGAAAAGAAAACCCAAUACACAGAAAAGACCAAUUCCAGACUUGUGGAAGUUGCUUUUACCAACUGCAAACAAGAAGCUUCUCCAUUAUAGUGACUAUAAAGGAUGGAAGUGCCAAUCAUUGUGCAACUUCUAAUUCAUUUGGGUUUCUUAAUCAUUGUCUUUAUAUUAACUAACCGGACUUCAUCACACCUUUGAUUUUUGUCCUUCAGCAGACUACCUCAAGUUAGGUUCAAAUGUUUCUCAAAUUCAUAAUAUUUAUGUAAUUCCUCGUAUAUUUCUUGUUAUUGGCAUUAUUAUUUUUUCCUGCGGGAAAAUACAAAUAUAUAUAUAUAUAUAUUUGAAGAAUAAAAUACUACCAAAGAAGGAAAACAAGGUACUCCCAAUUCCCAAACCUAUCAAUCAAUCAAAACUUGUGGAAGCAUUGCCCC
Molecule: messenger RNA, 3314 nt
Organism: Cucumis melo (muskmelon)
Lineage: Eukaryota; Viridiplantae; Streptophyta; Magnoliopsida; Cucurbitales; Cucurbitaceae
Product: pentatricopeptide repeat-containing protein At1g71420
Exons: 2
Coding region: 52-2367 (771 amino acids)
Biological process (GO): RNA modification
Molecular function (GO): protein binding; zinc ion binding; lyase activity
Source: RefSeq, a predicted model, not a curated record